Messenger RNA from Leptopilina heterotoma, 878 nucleotides. RefSeq names its product venom allergen 3-like. Bases 82 to 711 code for a protein of 209 amino acids. The record is from RefSeq and is a predicted model, not a curated record. The transcript is spliced from 5 exons. Lineage: Eukaryota; Metazoa; Arthropoda; Insecta; Hymenoptera; Figitidae.
UAAAUAUUGAAAAAGUUUUCUUCCUCUUUCAUUAUUCACCAAAUUAAUAAGCAUCCUCUAAUUUCAAGUUUAAGUUUAAAAAUGUUUUCAAUAAAAAUUGUUUGUUCCUUUUUAUUAAUUUUGACAAUUAAUAAUGUGUUUGCUGAGAACUGCGCUUACAGACGUUUACCAGCGCCAACUUGUCAUCCAAUAAAACGGGGUUUAAGUCCCACAGAGGAGAGAGAAAUUCUUCAAAAGCACAAUAAAUUAAGAAGAUUUUUAGCUUCGGGUGCAGAAAGACGUGGUGCGAAUAAUAGGGGUCAACCAGCAGCUGCAUAUAUGCCAAAUUUGGUAUGGGAUGUAAAAUUGAAAAACAUGGCUCAAAAAUGGGCUGAUACUUGUAGUUAUGCGCAUGACAUGUGUUUAUUUCAAAAUAAUAUGGGUCAAAAUAUGGGUUUCAUUUCAAAUAAUGAUGACAGCGUAUUAAUUUAUACGAAUAUUGUUCAAGCAUGGUAUGAUGAAGUAAAAGAUUUUGAUGGAUCACAAGUAGAAGAAGUGAGAAAAUUUGGUUGGUCGGCUCACUAUACACAAAUGGCAUCAGCAAAUACCACAAAAGUUGGAUGUGGUGCAAUAGUCUAUAAAGAUGGUGGUUUGAAACGAAUUCAACUUAUCUGCAAUUACAGUCCUUUUGUCAACAUGGUUGGCGAUGCACUUUAUAAAAGGAGAAAUUAAGAAAAAUAUACACAUUUCUCUUUAAUAAAUAAUAGUUAAAUUUCAAAUGAAUUUUUUUCAUUUUGAACAGAUAAAUAUUUAUUUAAAAUUGACGAAAAUAUAUUUCCAAACUCUUCGUAUAUAUUGGUUUUGACUAAAUAAAUAUUUCAUUCAGUUUAAAAUUAAAA